Molecule: messenger RNA, 1001 nt
Organism: Zophobas morio
Lineage: Eukaryota; Metazoa; Arthropoda; Insecta; Coleoptera; Tenebrionidae
Product: protein takeout-like
Exons: 4
Coding region: 5-742 (245 amino acids)
Source: RefSeq, a predicted model, not a curated record
CAAAAUGACGUUCCUACUAAUAACACUGUACGCUUUUUUGGUAGCUGUUAGUUUUGGCGGCAAAUUACCUUCUGGUUUUAAAAAAUGUAACUUAAAACAAACCUCUUCGCGUCUGUGUUUGCCGAAAGCUAUCGAAAGUGCCUUAAGGCAGAUGGACCGUCCCAUAAAGUCAUUGGGUUUAGUAAGUCUAGAACCUUUGGUAAUACCAUCCUUGACCAUAGACGCCGGUUCCCAGUAUGUAGCUGCUAAACACACUUAUCAAAAUCUGAGAGUGUCGGGUUUUAACGAAACCACGUGUUCCAAAGCUGAGUUUAACUACAACGAGAAAACUUUAAAUCUUGACUGCGUCGUGCCAAAUUUCCGAAUGGACUUCAACUAUGAGAUACAUGGGCAAAUUUUAAUGACGUCUGUUUUUGGAAACGGGACGGGAUGGAUUAUUUUCCAGGAUAAUCACCUUGGGCUUACUUUUAAAUUGGGAGAAUAUGAAAAAAAGGGUAAAACGUAUUUCAGUAUCCUUCACCAACAACUUAGUAUGCAACCACGGGUUAUUGAUUUUGAUGUUAACAAUUUGUUUGAUGGUGAUCAAGAAUCAGCCGAUCGUGUGAAAAAGAUCCUUAAAGAAAAUGUUCUGGAAAUAUAUGGUGAUCUCAGAGAUGGUUAUGAAGAAGCUUUUGGAAAAAUUUUUGCUUAUAUUUUUGAAAAGGUGUUGGAGAAUGUGCCUGUUUCGGAUAUCUUCGGUUAAAGAUCAAUGCCGGUGUGUCUUUUUUUUUUCGAAAAAGGAAACAAGAAAUCCGCAUUUAAAUUGACCAGAAUAAGGUUACAUCACACAAAAUACAAACAAAUAAUGUAAAUCGUUAGCCAGUUUUUUCUCACUCACCUUCAAAAGUUCGGUUAAGAUUGUCGUUAAACCGACGCGCGAUUGUACCUUCCAGAGAUUCCAAAAUGUAUAGUCUUCCAAUAAGGUGCUGUAAAUUUUAAUUGUCGCCUAUUUUUGAGACAUU